AUGGCUAAUCAUAUUCCUAACUUUCGCCGAUAUGUAUCAAUUCAUCAAAUGGCUUUGGAACGCUACAGACUUGAGCAAGAAAGGCGGCACCGCAAGCGCAUGAGUGCAGCAAUAGUUUUGGGGUUUUGCCUCCUAUUGUGGUUAUUGAUGCUACAGACAUUGCGUGUAAUGUUUGCAUUCUUGGCUAUGAGCUAUUAAUUCGGACAUCUGAAAG
Gryllus bimaculatus (two-spotted cricket) is the source of this 214-nucleotide messenger RNA. NCBI's taxonomy places the organism in Eukaryota, Metazoa, Arthropoda, Insecta, Orthoptera, Gryllidae. The record is from the annotation of a GenBank genome assembly.